Molecule: messenger RNA, 933 nt
Organism: Cryphonectria parasitica EP155
Lineage: Eukaryota; Fungi; Ascomycota; Sordariomycetes; Diaporthales; Cryphonectriaceae
Product: putative UbiA family prenyltransferase
Exons: 4
Biological process (GO): ubiquinone biosynthetic process
Cellular component (GO): mitochondrial inner membrane
Molecular function (GO): 4-hydroxybenzoate polyprenyltransferase activity
Source: RefSeq, a predicted model, not a curated record
UAUACGCCCCCGACCAAGGGCAUCCUCUCGAAGCUGCCCUCCUCAUGGGUUCCCUACGCCCAGCUCUCGCGCAUCGAGAAGCCCGGCGGCCUGUACGGCUUUUACAUGGCCUACGUGAUCGGGCUCGGCUACGGCGCCUGCCUGCUCACCCCAGCGGUCGCCCCGUCCAGCCUGGCGUCGACGGCCGCCAUCCUGCUCGUCUACAACGUCUUCCUCCGCGGUGCGGCCUGCACCGUCAACGACAUCCUCGACCGCGAGUACGACAGGCGCGUCGCCCGCUGCCGCCAUAGGCCUGUCGCCCGUGGCGCCGUCACGCCCGCCCAGGGCUACAUCUGGUAUGCGGCCCAGACUGUCGGCGCCGGCGCCGCCAUCGCUUGUCUGCCAAACCCGUUGCUCGCGCUUGGCUACGCAGUUCCCAUUCAGCUGGUGGUCAGCCUGUAUCCCUUAUGCAAGCGCUUCACAGACUUCCCCCAACUGGUUCUGAGCGCCCCGAUUGCCGGAGGUGUCCUGAUGGCCGCGGCCUCGGUGGGCCUGGACCCAUUCGACAUGUCCUCGCUGGCUAUCGCAGGGGCCACUGCCUCGCUGACACUGUCGCACUACAUUUGGACCACCAUUUUCGACUAUGUCAACGCCUGCCAGGACACGCCCGACGACGUCAAGGCCGGCGUUCGCAGCAUGGCCGUCCGGUACCACAAUACGACGGCCUUCAUCUCCACGCUCGGGGCUGCGCAGGUUGCGUGCCUGGCUGUCACGGGCGUCCUGGGCGGAUUCUCCCCCAUCUAUUGGGUCGGCGCCGUCGGUGGGAAUGCCAUGUGGCUGACUAUCAUGGCUAGAACGGUAAAACGGUCGAGGCCGGACGUGUGUGGGUGGUGGUUUGCCUGGGGCGGUCUGAUCGUCAGCGGCACCACGGGCGCUGCACUGUUUGCAGAAUAC